This is a messenger RNA of Durusdinium trenchii, 1479 nucleotides long. The record is from the annotation of a GenBank genome assembly. NCBI's taxonomy places the organism in Eukaryota, Dinophyceae, Suessiales, Symbiodiniaceae.
CUGCCUGAGAUCUUACUACAUAAGGAUUUUGCAACCAUCUCCAUGUUCCCAUGGCUGAGCCUGACUUGGAUGCCCUCUUUGGUGAAGACAAUGCCGAGGAAUGCUCCGCGCCUAAGGUACACCCUGCCUUGUUAGCAGCAGUGAAGUCCUUGGCUGCAGAAGCCUGGCCAGUGGCACGGUCAGAGCUGCUGGGAGAAUCUGACGCUGCAGCUGUCAAGGUGCGGCUUCCCCUUGCGCCCGCGCUGGCGCGGGACGUGGAUCUAGCACUGGAAGCCAUGAAUGCCCAAGAUUGGUCGGACUGCGCCUCCAAGGCUGCAGCGAUCAGGAAGGAAGCGUGGAACGCUCUGAUGCGUGACAAAGGGUGGCAGAGACCAUGCGACAAAGAACUCUUCAUGCUGGUGGAGCUGAUACUUGCACUAUGUGCACAUGCAUCUGGCUCUCCUGCCACAGCAGUGCAGCAUGCUGAUGGUGCCUUCGUUUUUGCUGCAGCCGGUGCAUUUCGGUCUUGCGCUCUUCUUUUCAUCAGGCUACUGGACGAUGAUGCACGGAGGGCUUACCAGGCAAAAGAGAACGCUGUGUGCGGAUCCUUUCCUGACACUCCUCCUUUGGAUGCUUCACUCAGCAGAAGUGAUUCCAAAAAACGGCUUGAAAGACGUCCGUCGCCAAGUCCCUGCGAAUUGGUAGAGCUGCUGAAGCUCAGGCGGCCCUUUCUUUUCUCCCACCCAGACUGGCCAGCGGCGGCGCGGUGGAAAAGCCUGGCCUAUUUGGAUGGCAAUGUGGGACAUCGUUUGAUUCCAGCUGAGCUGGGUGCUGAAGUGGGAGCGGCUUCAUGGCGGGAGGAGCUCAUCCCUUUCCAUCGCUUCCUCAAGGAGUAUUUGGCGCCCAGCUGCUUUGAGCAGACCUCCUCGACUGCUUACUUGGCACAGCAUGAACUUUUUGAGCAAUGCCCUGUUCUGCGAGCUGACAUCCCUGUGCCAAGCUCUUGGCAGGAGGUGCUUGGGCCACCAACCCGCUGCAAUGCAUGGAUUGGAACGCACUCCACUCUGACACCCUGUCACUGGGAUUCUUACGACAAUUUUCUGGCGCAAGUGCAGGGCUUCAAACGUGUCGCAUUGCUCGCUCCGGAGCAAGCAUCAAGACUUUACGUAAAGGCGGCCACGGGUACUUCGGCCCAGGGCAACAUCUCACCAGUCAACGUGGAGGACCCUGAUUUGGCAAAGUAUCCCGAGUUUGCGCAAGCAGAAGUGCACCUUGUGGACCUGAGUCCUGGUGAUGUGCUCUUUAUGCCAAGUGGCUGGUGGCAUCAAGUCCGUGCAUUGUCGCCUUCGAUUUCGGUCACUUGACUCACUUGACCUUCGAAUGGCUGUGCAGAGAGGGAGAACUGCAGUGUUAGCACGAAUUGCAGGUCAAUUUCUGGUACUGAAAGGCUAGAAUUAUGCCAGGCGUGUCUGGCACUGCCCAUGCACCCGCCUUGUUGAA